AUGAAUCCCCCACCUCCAAGGGACUUCACUGUCUCCAAGACUGGCCCAAGGACAGCUUAUGUCGCCUGGCUCCCACCCACGUUCCCAUACGGGAUCCUGGUGUCCUAUAAUCUCACAUUCACUGCCAUAUCCAGUGCUGACAGUUCAUCUCGUAGCAUCAUCUUACGAGCAAGUUUUCAGACUUACAACCUGACGGGCCUCAACGUGGGCAACAGCUAUCGCUUCAGCAUUGCAGUCAACAACAAUGUCGGAACCAGUGAGAUGGUUGAUUUCCCAGAUACCCUGGUAUUCCCUGAAACUGCGCCCCCAGCAACAGAUCAUAGGAUCACAAGCUCAAAUGCUGUAUCGCCAACCGGUCGUAGUGUUACCAUCUCUUUGUCUAACGAGAUGUUCAGUCAAGAAUACGGACCCAUCCUAGAGUACGCCGUUCUAGUUGCAGAACUUGCAUAUGGAGCGGAUAACACAGGCACCAUCACAGACGCCAUUCCGCCCGAGCGCACAUGGGCCUCUGUUCAAGGCCUGAGUCGCUGGCUUCCCUACCGUGCUUCAAGGGAAGGCUACAAUCCAUUUAUCAACGUGUCCAACCGAAAGCGACGACAGGCCACCGCGACGUUCAUCGACUACGCGGUCGGCAGCGACAGAAGCUGCGACCCGACGACAGAGAAUGUCUAUUGCAAUGGGCCCCUCAAAACAUACUCGACAUACGCGUUUGCUGUGCGUGCCUAUGGUGCCGAUGGCACUUACACUGAUACUCUCUGGUCAGAUCCAAUAUCCACCGGUUUUGAUGUUAUGUGGUUCAUCUACCCACUGAUUGCUCUGAUAAUCAUCACCCUGCUCAUCCUCAUCGUCUUCUGCUGCGUUUGGAGAGGAUGCUGUGGCAAUCCCUCGAGGAAUUCCAUGUAUGAGGACAAGACUGCCCUUGUACAAGUGGUCCAGCCAGAAGAACCAGUCCCAGCCCAGGCGAAAGAGAAUCCAUACGAGAUGACCACAGUCAUGCAGAGUACCACCAGCAGGCCUAUUGCGGUCAAUCGUUUUGCUCAGCACGUGGCCCGACUGUCAGCCAAUAACAACAAGCUCUUCAGUCAGGAAUAUGCGUCUCUGCAGAGUAAAGGAGCCAGCGAAAGCCGCAAGGUGUCCAAGUAUCCUGAGAACAUGGCCAAGAAUCGCUAUCGCAACAUCCUGCCGAACGACAAUCAUCGCGUGCAGUUGCAGAACUCCAUGGACGGUUCAGACUACAUCAAUGCAAGCUUCUUGAGCGGACGAAACAAAGACAACGAGUACAUAGCCACCCAGGGCCCACUGCCAAACACUGUCAGUGACUUCUGGCAGAUGGUGUGGGAGCAGCAGACAGCUGCUAUCGUCAUGGUAACCAAUCUGGUGGAGAACGCCAGGGUGAAGUCUGAGCAGUACUGGCCGAAUGACAACAGCCAGCUAACCUUCAAUGACGUGACUGUCACUCACAUCAAUACAGUCACCAAACCAUCGUGGACUAUCCGUACACUGGAACUUGAGAAGAACGGAGAGACCAGGGUGCUACACCAUUACCACUUCCGUUCCUGGGGAGACCACGGCGUGCCUUCCACACCAGAUCCGAUGCUGUUCUUUGUCCGGACAUUCCAGGAGAUGCAGACAUCGAUCGCUGGUCCUGUAGUGGUGCACUGCAGUGCCGGUGUGGGUCGCUCUGGCACCUUUGUCACCCUAGACAUCCUCCUGCGCAGCCUGGACCAGGGAGAGCAAUUCCUGGAUGUGUAUGGCACUGUGGCUAACAUGAGGGAGAGCCGAUGUUACAUGGUGCAGACCGAGGAUCAGUACAUCUUCAUCCACCAGGUGCUUCUGAAGGCAAUCCAGAACCCCAAUCAGCACCCUUCAUCCUCCAUGAUGAAGAGAAACAAUCGACCUGAUGAUGACGACUUGAGGAUCGACAAUGAAAUGUUUGAAUAAGUAGAAAUGUCAUCAUCUACCGCAACCUCAACAGGCAAUGAAAUUGUCUGCCAACUAUAUCCAAAUAUUUAGUCAAGUACUUUUGAGAAUGUAUACAAAUAUAUGUAUCUUUUUUAUGUACUAAUUGGUGUUGGAUUGGAAACUCAGAAUGUGAUUAAAAGCUUGGUAUAAAUUGUAUCAAUUUGAAACAGAGAAAAAAACUGAAUGAUUAGAAUUGCUUUUAGAAAUAAAAUGAUUAACAUUUAAUGCUGGUACAUUUUGAUCGAGGUUUGUUUGAUAAGUUGCGUGGAAACUAACUCUUUGUCGUAACAAAAGCCUGUUAACAUUCACUUUGUUUUGAAAAAAACUAGGCUGGUCAUAUAUUAAGUAUUUUCAUGGCAUACACAAAUUGAACAACUCAUUAUAACUGAAAUUUUGGGUUCCUUAAUGUAACAAAUCAAUAACUAGAUUUUUCCCAUAGAAUGAAUUUUUAUAUCACUUAUUACUUAGUACUUUUACAUUUACAUUUGAAUGUUAUAUAUAUGCUUGUAUUAGUCCAGAAAAGAACAACUCUUGGCUCUGAAAUUAAAGCAGGUCUUGCUUGAGAAAUGUAUGCAACUCUUUUAAAUAUUCUUAAAGCAACUUGUGAGAAAAUGUUGCAGUAUUCAAAAUAUUUGGCGUUUAGCUAAGUAUCAGGAAAAUGUAAUUGCAUCAACUUAGUUUUUUCUAAAAUUUAAAGGUGAUUUCUUAGCCUAUAUGAUUUUCUGAACUGUUUACUCAGUUUGAAAAUUUUAUUGGACUUUAUACUUUGUUGUAUGUGUUAAUAUAUUUUACUUACGAAACAAAUUUUUUUCAGGUCUAUCACUUAAUAGCUAAAUGUUGUAUUCAUGGUCAGAAUAUACUUUUAUUGUACUUUUAUGAUACUAUAUUUUGAGAGAUCUGUUUGCCUUAGUCUCUAACGCUUGACAUACUUGGUUUGAAAUACUACUCAAGUUGUUUCUGUGAGAUUUUUGCAUGUUCAGUUUUGCAUGAAAUUUUGUGAGAUUUGUUUCCUUCAGCUUCUAAUGCUUAACAUACCACUCUGUUUGAAAUAGAAUCAGAAGUUCGAGAGAUUGUUUCAAGUGGAUUUUGAAUUGUGAGCAUUUUACUUAAUAAAGCAGUACAGAUGGAUAGUUUUCUCUGAAACUUUGCAACCAUGAAUAGAAACAUGUAUAUUUUUGUGCAUCAAAAUGAUUAAUAGUAUAGAAUUCUUGUUCGGAACUGAGUCCAGACUGACUCACAAAAGACAGAGUUCACAAAAUCUGUCUUUUUAUAAUUAUGCAAUCAUACGCUACUUUAAUACAUUAUUAGAAAUAAAAACUGGCAACAGUUCAUGCUUCGUUUGUA
Messenger RNA from Acanthaster planci (crown-of-thorns starfish), 3306 nucleotides. RefSeq lists its product as uncharacterized. The record is from RefSeq and is a predicted model, not a curated record. Gene Ontology annotation, molecular function: protein tyrosine phosphatase activity; protein binding. Lineage: Eukaryota; Metazoa; Echinodermata; Asteroidea; Valvatida; Acanthasteridae. Gene Ontology annotation, biological process: protein dephosphorylation.